AUGGGAAGCGGAAGAUAUUUAGACGACCCUUUAACCUUUACUAGAAACCCACCUUCCUCUUCGUCUCCAAUCACCGUAUCUAACCAUCUCGACAGUUUUCUCGGCGAAUCAACCUCUCGCUCUGGAAGCUUUGAGAGUGAGAGCAUUAGCGACGCCGAUUUCGGACCUGAGAAACUCGUCGGGACCGUACAGUUCUACGAGAGACAUGUCUUUUUGUGCUACAAAAAACCCUCUGUUUGGCCAGCGAGGAUCGAGGCGUCAGAGUUCGAUCGGUUACCGAGGCUUCUCUCUUCCGUUGUGUCGGCAAGGAAGAGUGAUAUGAAGAAGGAGACUCUACUCACAAUCUGCGAGGGUCAUGAUGGAACAGAGACAUCGAAUGGGGAUGUUUUGAUAUUUCCCGAUAUGAUCAGAUACAGAAGGUUGACUCAUUUUGAUGUCGUCACAUUUGUUGAAGAGGUUCUUGUGAAGGAUGUUGAGUGGUUGCCUGGAAAUCCUGAAUCUCUAAAUGGUUCAUAUGUCUUUGUAUGUUGUCAUGGAUCCCGAGAUCGGCAAUGUGGGGUUUGUGGACCGUCUCUGGUUAGUAGAUUCAGAGAAGAAAUUGAAUUGCACGGUCUUUUAAGUGAAGUUUCGGUUAGCCCUUGUUCUCACAUUGGUGGUCACAAAUACGCUGGAGAUGUUAUCAUUUAUGGAUUAAACAUCAACCAGAGAGUCACAGGACACUGGUAUGGGUUUGUGACUCUAGAAGAUGUACCUCUUUUGUUGGAGCUACACAUUAACAAAGGUGAAAUAGUUGACCGACUUUGGAGGGGUGAAAUGGGUCUGUUAGAAGAAGAACAGAAGAAAACCCAAGAACAAAGGUUCCAAUUGACCACCGAAAAGAUCAACGGGGAGGAGGCGACUCAAGAAUCAGCUAGUAACGGUUUUUAUUGCCAGUCCCGAGCUGUCCCAGAGCUUAAUGGUAGUUGCUGCCAACAAAAUGAGAACUCCCCUUGCUGUGUGGAGAACCACAAAGAGAAUCUUACCUCAGAAAGAGAUAUCUCCGUAAAAAAGGCAUCUUAUCGGAUAAGCAGCAGCGAGAAUGGAUCAUCUUAUGGACUUAAGGUUUGUGCUGCGAUGUCAAUAUGGUUGGAGAAUUGGGAGAAAGAAGAUACAUAUGCUGCUUUAUCUGUUGCAUGUGCUGCUGCAUCUGUAGCUAUUGCUUAUAACUGCUAUAAACAAUUGAAAUGA
This is a messenger RNA of Arabis nemorensis, 1227 nucleotides long. The record is from the annotation of a GenBank genome assembly. Lineage: Eukaryota; Viridiplantae; Streptophyta; Magnoliopsida; Brassicales; Brassicaceae.